Molecule: messenger RNA, 3033 nt
Organism: Glarea lozoyensis ATCC 20868
Lineage: Eukaryota; Fungi; Ascomycota; Leotiomycetes; Helotiales; Helotiaceae
Product: ARM repeat-containing protein
Exons: 8
Coding region: 1-3033 (1010 amino acids)
Biological process (GO): protein import into nucleus
Cellular component (GO): nuclear membrane; cytoplasm
Source: RefSeq, a predicted model, not a curated record
AUGGCCAGCAAUACAUACGAUCAGCUUCCCACAUCUCUAGAAGAGGUCGUUUCUCUCGUCCUGCAAUUAUAUCGACCAGGCGCACAAGUAUCCGUCGUCAAGACCCAAGAGACCUUACACAGGUUGCAGCGGUCGCCUGAAGGUUGGCGACUCGCAAACAGUCUCUCGAAUCAUGAAAAUCAGGAAGUGAGAUUCUUCGCUGCCCUGACUUUCAUCGUCAAAUUGAACACAGACGCAAAAUCGCUCGGUGAAGAGGACGUCCAAGCACUACUUACUACUCUCAUAAACUGGUUGAUCCGAUGCCUGGAAAUUUCCGAGGGCCAGUUGGUGUUGAGAAAGUUGUGUUCGACCCUUGUGGUAUUUUUCUUUCAAUUUUCUUCAUCGUGGCAGAACUGCAUCAAGCAUCUCAUCUACUGUGUCUCCGUGGGAUCGGCGCUACCGUAUGAGUCCUCCCAAGAUGCGCCGGAUGUGCAAAGUAUGAUACAACAGUUACCAGACAGGAAAGCAGUUGCCAUCUUCUGGUUUGCGUCUACCUUGGUAGAGGAAGUUGGCAAAACAGAUUCAAACUCCAUGAAACAACACAAAUUUCAUCAACUAAUGCUACCGAACGUCGACGAUAUCGUUCCCCUUAUAUCGAAGUACAUCACAGACCACAACCCUACGCCAGAUCAAGCAAACGUUCGCCAAGAGGCUAUGAAAUGUUAUCAGUCGUGGGUAUCCUAUUCGCACAGGGCAUUCAUCGACGACGGCUUGAUACUCGAGCCCCUACGAACAUUUACGAAUGCAACUAUCAUGUGCCUUGCUGAUGAAAACCUGUAUGAAAUUACCAUGGAACUUCUUGCAGAUGUACUCUCCACUUAUUGCAAGUUUUUCUCCGAGGAUGACUUUCAGACACUCUUUGCCCUUUUCAACAGUCAAUGGGCACAAGAGCGAUAUCAGCGAUUAGUUCAAGGGGACUAUGAUUUCGAUUCCAUUCAGUUCGGGCUCUUUACUCUCGCUUUUGGAGAUGCCACUCUUCAGGAUCUAGCUACCCGUACUGAGCCUCAAUAUCAGCAGUUCUUGACAGCCCUGGGAGGCCUACUUGGCGCAGAGGGCUAUCCGGUGCAUGAGGAUAAAAUAUUCGUGCCGGCGCUAGAAUUCUGGAAUGCUUUUGUGGAAAAUAUGAUUGACAGCAUCUGGUCGGAAGACGAAACUUCACUGCUAGAAAACACAUUCGCCCAAAUGCAUGUAACACAAGCGAUUCAAAAGUGCUGGCGGAAAAUACAGUUCCCACCCUCGGAAAUAUUUAACUCCUGGGACUCAGUUGACCGUACAGGCUUCAAAGAUGUGAGGAGAGACUUCAGCGAUCUUUUACAACAGUUCUAUUUGAUCACAAAAAUUCCUAUCCUCGACGUUUUCAUUACACUAGCGAACAAAGCUGUGGAGAACAGAAAUUGGGAGGAAUUAGAGGCAUCAUUGUUCUGCCUAGCAUGCUUUCCCGACACGAUAGGUGACACCGAACCACGCGAUGAAUAUCUAGACAAGAUAUUCACAGCCCAAAUUUUUUCACUCUUCUCGACCGCACCCGACGAGAUCCCCUUAAGGACGAUGCAGUCGUUUUUGCUCUUGGUAGAUGGCUAUGCGGAUUAUUUCGAGCAGAAUACGGCCUACCUACCCAAUGUUUUAAACAUUGUAUUUGGUACCUUGGCCUCUCCGGCUCUGAGCUACAAGGCAUCACGAACAAUUCAGAAAUUAUGUUCAGACUGUAGGAAGCUUCUCGUUCCCGAGCUUGAUUCCUUUUUGAAGCAAUACCAAAGCCUCAACAGCAAUUCAUCGAUUGACAAGCACGCUAAAGAAGCGAUCAUGGAAGGAAUAGCCUCACUUGUUCAAGCCAUUCCCCUCGACAAGCUGAAGCUGAAGCCUCUGGACGAACUACUCAAUUUUAUUGAAGCAGACAUAGAAGAGUGCUUCCGAAUCAUCGCUUUCCAAGCGACUUCAGAGGAUACUUCCGGCUCAGCCCAUAUGAAUUCCGUUACGUUGACUGCAGACUCCCCAGCAUUACAACUGGGCCUAGGAGCCUUGAAGUCCAUAAUUGGCAUUGGAAGAGGACUUCAGACCCCACACGAUACACCGAUAUACCUCGACGAAGACGAAGAGAGAUCUCCCUUUUGGACGACUGGGGAAGGCUCGCGAAUUCAGACGAGAAUUGCUUCUAUGGUCAACAGGGUUUAUGACGUUCUUGGCGCUCAUGGGGAUAUCGUAGAUGCAGCGUGCCAUGUUUGGCGCCAGGGCUUUAGAGAACUGGAACCGGGAGCUUUCGUUGUCGCACCAGCAAUGAUUAUUCAGUUUCUGCUAAAGGCGAAUUUCAACACGCCACGACUUGGAUGCGUGAUUGGCACUGCUUGCUCAUUCGUGACAUCCCACAAAUCCAAUAACGAGAGUGGAGAAAUAUUCGCUACCUUAGUACAUUGGAUCUCGCAGAUACUCCAGCAACAAGACCAACCGAGCAAUGACCCAGAAGUAGCUCAAAACGGGAUCGAUUUCCUAACUCGAUUAUUGUCCAAGCAAUUGUCUUCGUUGAUGAGCCAUCAGCCUCCCUCUUCUCUAGAAUUUCUCUUCUUCUUCACCCUUAAAGCGCUGGCGGGAACUGAUCCAUUACCAAAAAGUGCUGCUGCAGACUUCUGGUCGACUUUCAUUGGUCUUCCGACGCAGGAGGAUUCGGCAAUGCAAACAGCUAUAGACAAUGUACUCCAGCAUUUAGGCCCUAUGUUGGCAGAAGCUUUGAUCUACAACAUGGGAGGUCAAGCAGCACGUAGUGAGUUAGACAAAUUAUCUGACCCGCUCAAGAAGCUAGUCACAAGACAAGUCCGUUCAAAGAGCUGGUUGGAAGCUGCGCUCUCAGGAAACAGUUUUCCUAGUGACAAAGUCACAACUAGGGAGAAGACCGUUUUCCUCCAAAAGAUAAUGAAUCUGCGCGGUUCUCGGGGCACUAAUCAUGUAGUUAGAGAGUUUUGGCUAGCUUGUAGAGGGACUAAUUUCGCGUAUGCUUCGUAG